Messenger RNA from Naegleria lovaniensis, 1029 nucleotides. RefSeq lists its product as uncharacterized. Gene Ontology annotation, molecular function: monoatomic ion transmembrane transporter activity. NCBI's taxonomy places the organism in Eukaryota, Heterolobosea, Eutetramitea, Acrasida, Naegleriidae. The record is from RefSeq and is a predicted model, not a curated record. The transcript has a single exon. The coding region runs from base 1 to 1029 and encodes 342 amino acids. Gene Ontology annotation, biological process: mitochondrial transmembrane transport; monoatomic ion transport. Gene Ontology annotation, cellular component: mitochondrial inner membrane.
AUGAGCACUCCUGCAGCAACAACAGCCAUUACACCAUCAUCCAUCUUCAAGAAAAUCAACGUUGAUGAGAGCAGAUACGAUCAGAAUACUUAUUGGGGACGUGUUAUUCACUUCUUCAAUGUUACUGAUCCAAGAACAUUGCUCGUAACAAAUUCUACACUCAAAGGAGCCAUCUCACUUUUGGAUGAUUAUAAAGCAGAACAAGAUAUCAAAGAGUUGCAAACAAAUCCAAAAUAUGCUCCCGAUAAAAUUUAUUAUGCCAUGAAGCUCAAACAAUCAUCCAUCCAUCCCGAUACCAAGGAACCCAUCUUCCCAGCAUUCCGUAUGAGUGCUUUUGUUCCUGUAAACUUGUUGAUUGUUUCUGGAAUGUUGACUGCUCGUUCUAUUCCAAGUACAAUAUUUUGGCAAACUGUAAAUCAAACUUGUAACGUUUGUGUGAAUUAUGCCAAUAGAAAUGCUUCCAACGAAGUGAGCAACGCUACUCUUUUCAAGAAUUAUUUAGCCGCAGUUGGUAGCUCUGUAGGUACCGCAGUUGGUUUGAAUGAAUGGGUUAAACGUUCCGCAUUUAAACCAGCCAUCAAGAACACCUUGUUGAGUAUUGUACCAUUCACUGCCGUUGCUGUUGCCAACGUUUUGAAUAUUGGUAUGAUGAGAAGAGAGGAGAUGACACAAGGAAUUACUGUUUUUGACAAGGACGGAAAUGCUUAUGGAAAGAGCGCAGUUGCUGGACGUCUCGGAGUUGCUCAAACAAUUACCUCUCGUAUUCUUCUUAUUGCUCCAAGUAUGAUCGUUCAACCCAUGUUGAUGAAUUAUAUGGAAUCAAGAGGAAUUUUGAAGAGUGCCAUGUCCAAGCAAUUGGCCAAUUUGGCAUUGCUGACAGUUUUUAUUGGUGCUUUCUUGCCAUUGGGUAUCGGAAUUUUCCCACAAAUGAGUCCAAUCAAGAACACAGACUUGGAAGAACAAUUCCACAAUGCAACUAAUCCAAACGGAGAGAAGGUCACAACUUUCUAUUUCAACAAGGGAUUGUAA